Messenger RNA from Rhineura floridana, 2609 nucleotides. RefSeq names its product cilia and flagella associated protein 91 (gene CFAP91). The record is from RefSeq and is a predicted model, not a curated record. The coding region runs from base 51 to 2456 and encodes 801 amino acids. Lineage: Eukaryota; Metazoa; Chordata; Lepidosauria; Squamata; Rhineuridae. The transcript is spliced from 18 exons.
AACUUCGGCCUAGACGCAGCAGGAGACGGCGGAGACGCAGUGGCGCCGGGAUGAGCCGCUCGGUGACGGUGGGGCGACCGUCGGCGCCCUUCGGGGCCCGGUACCGCAGAGUCAUGGCCCCCAACCGGGCUUUCGAUUUCCUCUACGAUCCAUUAUAUAUGCUUUCAAGUGAGAGAGACCAUGCACAAGCAACUGUCCAGGCUCAUCUAACUCAUGAUGAAAUGAGGAAAAUGCCAGAAUUUAGAGCCAUGUUUAGUAACCUGAUUCACUAUCCACCAUACUCUGUGCAAUUAGAAGAAAAAAAUCCAGUUCCCCCAUUUAUUGACCGAAGGUGGAGAGGAAGGGCAGAACGUCGCCUUCAGGCUUUUCAGAAGCUUGCCAUAUGUCAACCCUCACUUCAGAUUCCAAGAACUGAAUAUGAAGAUCCUGAAGUUAGUGGAAGGAAUCGCUGGAAGUAUUUUGAACGACCUUUCAUCCCAUUUCAUAAGCCGAUUCCACUAAAUGUUGUUUAUGCAAUGUCAAAGCCAGAGCCAUACACACACAAAGUAAUGUCCAGGGACCAACCAGCCUCUCUCAUCUCACGGACUGUGGGUACACAGACAGAUUACCGGGAUGGUGAAGCUCAGACGGAUCCUUAUAGCCCUGAAUAUGUGGUGCCUCCGGGGUCAAUACCUGAGUUACUGACCCUUGCCACACUGACUUGGGGUCGGGGCCUUCCAGCAACCCAGGCAGAAGUGGAGGUGAUUGAACGAGCCCGAGAGAAACGUGCCUGGGAGGCAACCCUUCCACCACUGAAUGAUGCUACACAAAUUGCAAAAAGGAGGAGGAUGAUGGAGGAAAUGGAGAGGAAAGAGUGGGCCUUCCGGGAAGAAGAAAUAGAAGAAUUGCAAGAAGUUAGACUAGAACUUUUAAAGGCCCUUCUGAGGAAUCGGGACGAGAACCGCAAUGAACUGAAUGUCAGUCGCUUAGAUGCUCACUGGUUUAACCUCAUGAAGGAAAAAGAAGAAAAAGGGGAAAAAAUUCAACAUGAAUGUAUAAAAGCAAUUAGAAGACUAAUAGCCAAGGGGAAAAAUGUGGAAAGAAAAUUGGAGAGAAGAAAUGUCAUCAAAGACUACACUGAAUAUGAUUCACAGCCUUACGCUCCUCUAUCAAGAAUUGGUUACUUUCCAGACAACAAUGCAGAUCGUUACAUAGUGAAGAACCCCUUUCUCAACACCUACGAAGGAUUACUUCAGCUGGAGGCAUCUCUUCCUGACUCUGUCACUAAUUCCCGAACUCAAGCUCCAAAACCCAGGAGCACCACCACUAAGGAUGGGUUUACUAAACGGUCUGCUAGACUAGAAAAGGAACUGGCACAGGUUUACCAGAUAUUGCAAGACAAGAAGAAUCAAAUUAAGGAGCCUCAUAAGCCACUUCGUUUCCUUCAGAAGAUAUCAAAGUCCUUUGGUCGUCCCCCCACUCCAACAUUGGAAGUACCUUCACUAGUAGAUGAAGAGAGAGAACUAGCCGUGAUCACAUUGCAGAAAUUAAUCCGAGGCAGAGCUAUCCAGAACAUGAUGUUUGAAGGGAAGGAAAAGCGACUGGAACUGAUCCGGGAGUUGCGUACCACUCAUGCGCUUCAGGAGGAUGGGCAGCUGUUGAAGAAGGCUGAGAAGCAAGUGACACUGGCCUUGCAGAGGCAGCGAGAUUUGCAUGAACACAAGCUGUCUCUCAUGGAAAAGCAUUUGGCUCGGGUGGAAGGGAGAGCCCUUGCCAACAUGUUGGACUUCCUGUCCAAAGAGCUGAUUAGACUACAGGAGGAACGUAGGAUCCACGCUUUUGCUAUGCUUGCUGAACGGCAACGCCGCAUGCGGGAAGCAGAGGAGAGUGGCCGCCGUCAGGUGGAGGAGAGGCGGAGGCGUGAAGAAGAUGAGAUCUUUAGACAGGUUGUUAGGGUGCAUCAGAGUACGGUUGAUUCCUACCUAGAAGAUGUCAUUUUGAGCAGCAUGGAGACUACAGCUGAAGAACAAGCUAGAGAAGAGAUCCAGAGAGAGGCUGUGGAAAUCAACAACAUUGCUUAUGAAAUGGAAACACGACGAAGUCACCUUCAGUCUGAAGAGAUUGUGGCAGAGCUGGUAUAUAGCUUCCUGAUCCCAGAAGUGCAGAAAAUGGCCAUCAAGGAGAAAGUGAGACAGUCACAGAGAAAGCACAUUCACGCAGCUCAUCAGAUCAUUCAUGGAAAUACGGAGACGGCAGUGGGACAGCUCUUUUCUGUGGAGUUGCAGCAGGCGAUGGGACUCCAAUUUUCUCAGCUAGGAAUUCCAGAUGGACAUCUGCUUCCUGCAACGGCUAUAGAACAAGAAGCUCCUGAGCAACAUGGGACAAAGCUUCCGGAUGGUCAAACCCAGCCUGAAAUGCCACCAGAAGAAAGCAACUGCACAGAACCCUCACACAGUGAGGAAAGAGAAGAGAAAUAAGACUCAGACCGAGGAUCAAGAGGACAUCUGCCGAAGUGAUCCACACUGGUCAAGAUGUGCAUGGUUCCAAUAUCUAUUCAACAAGAUCCCUGGCACCUGCCCAGCAGGAGGAACCAUCUAAGUCCACCCUUAUCCAGAGCUCUUCCAAUUAAU